AUGGCAACUGAAUUAACUGUUCAAUCAGAAAGAGCUUUCCAAAAGGUUUGUACAUUGAAAUAAAUACUAUUAGACAAUACAACUGGAGAAUAAGGAAGCAAAUUAUAAAACAAGAUAUUGAUCAAAUUAAUGGAUUACGAAGUAUCGAAAGGCAGAGUUCUAAGUUAUACAUCAACCACUAUCAUGAAAUAAAUAGAGUAUCAAAGAGAUCUCCAGUUAUUGUAUUACAAAAUAGACUAUUGAACUUGUAUACUAACUAAAUAAUUAGCAACCACAUAUUUUCACCAACCCAAAAGCUAAAGCUAACAGAAAAACCAAAAGAUGGUAUAAAGAUGUUGGUUUAGGUUUCAAAACCCCAAAAGCUGCCAUUGAAGGUUCAUAUAUUGAUAAAAAAUGUCCAUUUGUUGGUCAAGUUUCAAUUAGAGGUAAAAUUUUAACUGGUACCGUUGUUUCAACUAAAAUGCAUAGAACUAUUAUUAUUAGAAGAGACUAUUUACAUUAUGUUCCAAAAUAUAACAGAUACGAAAAAAGACAUAAAAAUGUUGCGGCUCAUGUAUCACCAGCUUUCAGAGUUGAAGAAGGUGACGUUGUUACCGUUGGUCAAUGUAGACCAUUAUCAAAAACCGUUAGAUUUAACGUCUUAAAAGUUGCUGCUUCAGUUUCAAAAUCAAAAAAAUUCUCAAAAUUUUAA
This is a messenger RNA of Insectozyma verbasci, 691 nucleotides long. Lineage: Eukaryota; Fungi; Ascomycota; Pichiomycetes; Serinales; Debaryomycetaceae. The record is from the annotation of a GenBank genome assembly.